UCUUGCCGUGUGUAGACGGCGGCCGGUGUGUCCCGUCUUUACUUUCCCUGUCGCUGCUGUGAUUUUAACGCUUACCUCGAGAAAACUGGCCCGAAAGGAAUACAGAAAUACUUCGCUAGUGGUUGCAUUAUUAGCGAAUUUGUUUGCUUGUGUGUGUGGUCGUCGCUGUAGUCCGCUGUAUCACAUGUUAGUGCGAGGACUUUUUUUUCCCCCACAUCUGUUGCCAUCAUGCCAAGUCCCUUUGAUUUAUUUGGGCCUUUCGAGAAUUCGCUGAGGACAUACCACAAACCUCAGUUCCGAACAAAACCUUGCCCCAACGGUAUCCACAUUCCAGAAAAUUGCACUUGUGAUCCAAAUCAUGAGUGCAGGAGACCCCAUUGUGCCAACGACGUCCCCCUUGAUCCUUUAAGCCGUUUGACCAUCGGCACUCCUUUUGGGCCGAUGACAUCUAUUACAGAGUCUCCUCCAGCGCACAAAUGUCGAUCUACUGGAUGCUCUCCUUCUCCUCCUGCAACUCCUACUAAGGCCCCUAGUGCUUUUUCAUUAGCCAUCAUUGAUCGCCUCUAUUCAACGCGAACUCAUGCUUCUUCAGCCAAGAUGAAAUCAAGUGUAUAUGGACGAGGAGGAGGAGGAGGAGGAGGAGGAGGAAGAGGUUCAUCGCCGAGUGGUCGUGCCCAAGGCAUGGGAGGAGACACCAUCGUACAAGAUUACAUACCUCGAGAUGACGGUUCUUCCGACGACAGCGGAGGGGGGGUUAUAAACAUAGGCCGAAAGGCCGGAACUAGACUCAUCUCCCAGUUGAUCGGAGAUCGAGCCGUUGGUAGCCACGAUCACACUCGAAGGGACGGGGCAUCGCCCUCCCCCACGAGGCGAGCUCACAGUAUUGGGCCUCAUCGUUCGGCAACCACCACCACUAUCGCCUUGGCUAGCUGUCAUAACAGCAGGAGCAGUAAAAGUGAGAUCCGUGGGAGCCGAAAGAAUGGGUAUCCUACUCGCCGUUCUCAAUCCUCUCAUGCUGCUAUUCCCGUGAAGAUGGGGCUCACAGCGAUUCCUGGGGCCAUUUCCAAACAUCAUCACCAUCACCACCAUCGUAAGCGGACAAGUGAAAGCGAUGCUUCCUCUAGCGAAUUUUCAUCUCCGGAGACAUCUCCGGGAUCUACUCCUACAAGUACUCCAUUGUCGACACCAAGGAAAGUCCUGUCCCCCAAGAACAGCGGGGCUCAGCUUCUCCCUGCUAAGACUUGUGCUGCUUCCAAGAGAAGUGCCAAGUGCCCUUAUGCACGGCCUUCGGCCGUAUUUUGUGGAAGUAAUGGUCGUGGAAAAAUCAAACCGACACCACUCAAUAAGAGUGCCAGUGAUGGUGUCGAGCGUUUUCGAACCAGUGUGGGUAUGCGUUCUGUGAAGGGAAGUGAGCAGAUGCCCCUUUCUGCUUACUCCGUGGAAGUAGGUUGUGCCAAGAGGAUCGUGAUCGAUGACAUAUUGACGGAGGAGGUCCGUAGUAAGGUCGCUCGUGUCUCGUCUGAUUCCCGAGUCGACGAACUGCUGGCUCAAGCUCACAUGGCACUGGAAAGUCUCACACCUGAAUCACAGAAUGGUGGUGCUCCUGUGUUGAUUGAUCGAACGUCUUCUUCCUGUUCCCCUGGACAGGACUCCCUCAGGAGGCUAGCUAUUGCACAUGCCAGGAAGGAGAAUGGCAAGAGUUACAAAGACCUCACUCAGAUUCUGCAGGAGAAGAUUGAGGAGCUUGAUGAUGCUAUGGCACGGUCUGAAGAACAAGUGGCUGCUGCUAAGGCUUGGCUGGAUGCAGAGCGUGUUUGGUUGGUACAUCGAGGAGGUUUCUGUGCCGCCCGUCAAUUGAGAGAAACGGACUCAGGAGAAUCACUGCCAGAGGGACGUGUUCGACUAAAAUUGGAACAUAAUGGUGACGUCAUUGAAGUUGAUGAGGAUGAUGUGGAAAAGGCAAACCCUCCUCCUUAUGAUCGAUGUGAAGAUCUUGCUCAGCUUCGUUACCUUAACGAAUCGUCAGUCCUUCACACUCUCCGUCAACGGUAUGGUUCUAAUCUUAUCCACACCUACGCGGGCGCCGCCAUGGUUGUGAUCAACCCAACCUCCCCCCUUGCCAUAUACUCGGAAAAGGUAAUUCAGAUGUUUAAAGGCUGUAAGCUGGAAGACAUGCCACCUCAUAUUUACUCGGCUGCUCAGGCCUCCUACCGUGAUCUUUUAGCUACUCGUAGAGACCAAAGUAUCGUUUUCCUUGGAAGAUCGGGGGCUGGCAAGACAACUAAUUUCCGGCAUGUUUUGCACUAUCUGGCUCUGGCAGCUGGGACCACUAAUAAAAUAUUGACAGUUGAAAAGCUGAAUGCCAUAUCAACCUUACUUGAAGCUUUUGGUAAUAGUCGGACUGUGAUGAACACAAAUGCCACUCGCUUCACACAGAUAUUCAGUUUAGAUUUCGACCAUUCAGGGCAGAUUGCAUCUGCUUCUGUGCAGGUGUACAUGCCAGAGAAGACACGUGUUGUUCGAAGACCUGAGGGAGAACCCAACUAUCACAUUUUCUACCAGCUGCUGUCUGGCGCUGACAAUGACUUACGGAGAACAUUAGGCCUUGACAAACUAUCAGAACCCAACCUUUUUAUGACUCCACUUCAGAGGAGUGAAGACAGACAAAAAGCUGGUAUUGCAUGGGCCCGAAUAAGAGCUGCUUUAGAUGUUCUUGGGGUGUCUUCUGAUGAGCAGCAUGCUAUCUGGAGUGUCUUAGCUGCUAUCUACCACUUAGGCACAGCAGGGGCAGUCAAAGCAUCAACAAAUAAUAAAUUCCAGUUUAACAAACCCGGUAGUGCCCAGCGUGCAGCAACUCUUCUUGGGACAUCAGUUGAAGAAUUAGCACGCUCUAUUUUUUAUGCAAAUCCAACCACUCCAUCAACAAGGGCUUCAUUCAGGACAGCAUCACCCACAGAACGACCAGCAGAGCGUCCAGAAGGCUUGGAAGCUUUGGAGGGCAUGGCAGCUGGGCUCUAUAGUGAAGCAUUUAAUGCAAUAGUCGCCCUUAUUAAUAGGUGUAUAUCAACAUCUGCUCACACGUCCAAUUCGAUUUUGGUAGUUGAUGCCCCAGGCUUUCAAAAUCCAGCAUCUUGUGGAAGAACCUCAGGAGCCACAUUUCAGGAUCUAUGUCACAAUUACACUCAGGAACGCUUUCAGAUGCUCUUUCAUGAUACUACUUUCACUGCACAAACUGACCGUUACGCUCAGGAAAACAUUGAGUUUGGUGAUGUCGCAGAUGAAAUUGGUACUCCUGCUCCUUUGAUUGCUCUCAUUGAUAAGGCUUCAACUAAUUGUGUUGUACGAACAUCACAAAUAGAUCUAAAAGAAGCUGACCGACGAGGCCUUCUAUGGUUGUUAGAUGAAGAGGCAAUUUUCCCUGGUGCAUCAGAUCAGUCAUUUUUAGAAAGGUUAUAUGCACAUUAUGGUGAUAGAGAGUACUCACAGCUUUUGAAGAAAGGUCAGGCUCCAGAUCAGUUUAUCCUUCAGCAUUUUCAGGGUACAAACCCUGUGACUUAUUCCAUUCAUAAUUGGUUAAAAGCCUCAAGGGAAAACCCUAUUAUGAGACAGGCUGCAGCUCUUCUUCAGGAGUCUAACAAAGAAACACUAAGCAGAUUAUUUGUAUUUAGUCGAGGGCCAGUAAGCAACACCAUAAGUGGUUCAGUUGUUGGCAUUGAAGGAUCACAGUCAUUGCGCAGAGCAUCUUCAAUUAGAAGAGCCUUUACAACUGGUACCGCUGGAAUCAAACGGAAGAGCGUAUGUCUACAAGUUAAAUUUACUGUGGAUGGUAUAAUUGAAACAUUGAGGAGAAGUAAGCUAAGAUUUGUGCAUUGCUUGUUACCGCAGCACAAUGCUGGUCUGUGUGAUCUUAAGAGUUCCCUUCAUUUAACAAAUAAGGCAAAUAAUUCUUGUGAAGAUAUACUUCUCAAUGUCCCAUUAGUUCGCUCUCAGUUAAGGGGUUGCCAAAUCUUGGAUGCACUUAGACUCCAUAAACAAGGCUUUCCAGAACAUCUGCAGUAUAGUGAAUUUCGACGUCGUUUUGCUGUCUUAGCACCAGCUGAAGCGCGCGCCCAAGCUCCUGUGCUGGACGAGAGAGCAGCCGUUGAGGCUAUUCUCGCUCACCUGGAUCUGGAUUCCUCUUCGUAUCGCCUUGGCUUGUCUCAGAUCUUCUUCCGAACGGGCGCCAUCAGCCGAUUGGAGGAGCAGCGAGAUUUGGUCCUCGCCGAUCAGAUUACUCACUUCCAAGCACACUGCCGCGGCUACUUGGCCAGGAAGAGACUCGAGAAGAGAAAGGUACAAGAAACGGCUAUACGCUGUAUCCAAAAGAAUGUCCGUAAGUUCAUGGGAGUACGAGACUGGCCUUGGUGGAGGUUGCUUGUCCGUGUCACGCCCCUCCUCAACGUACACAGAACAGAAGAAGAACUCAGGGCAACAAAGGAUGAACUGGAAAUCCUUCGAGCUCGCUUGGAUAAGGUGGAAAAGGAGCGUGGACAUCUCAAGCACGAGAAUGACAAAUUGGAGGCGAGGCUGUCUGAAGUGACAGCUGAUCUUUCAGAAGAGCAUACAACAGCACACCUUGCAGGGGAGAGGCUGGAAGCAGAGCAAGCUGAAAGGAUGAAACUAGAAAAGGAAAUUGACCGAUUACAGACUGACGUGAAACGUAUGACAACGGCAAAUGGCAAAUUAGAGAUGGAAAAGCUUGUUCUCCGGUCUGAAGUUCUAUCAGCAGCUGAGCUCAAUGGUGAUAUGGAUGAUGAUGAAGCUGCAGAUGCAUCUUUAUAUAAACGAAAAUAUGAGUGGUGCUUAAGGGAAAUAGAACUUCUGAAAAAGCAGUCAAAGCAGCAGCAGGAAGAUGAUCUAGAUCAACUUCUCCUCCUUAAAAAGCAGCUGGAGAAGAAGGUGGGAGAUGCGUAUGAAGAAACAGAUGAACAGCGACAGGUGGUAGCUCAGCUUAAACGCAAAUGUCAGCGACUCCAGGCAGAAAUGAAUGAUUUAAAGAUCUUAUUGGAAGAGCAGACUUCCCGAAACAACCUACUGGAAAAAAAACAAAGAAAGUUUGACCAGGAAGUGAUGUCUGUUCAAGAAGAGCUGAGGCAUGAGAGGGGCAACAAAGACAAGAUUCAAAGGGAACGGGACCAGAUUCUUUCCGAGAAAUACUCAUUCGAGCAAGAAGUAACGACAUUGAAACUAGAAUUGGAGCUUAAAGAAGAGAAAGUCGCUGCCCUAAAUCGAGAACUGGAUGAUCUUACUUCUUCUGGAAAGGUGGAGGAAGAAGUAGCCACCUUGAAAAAGGCAAAGCAUGACUUGGAAUUGCGCAUUAAGGAUCAGGAGGAAGAACUUGAUGACUUAGCUGGGCAAGUACAGAUGCUGGAAGGAGCCAAGGUUCGUUUAGAGAUGAGCAUGGAACAGAUGAGGAAAGAGAAUCGCAGAGAAAUAUCGCAGCGUGAAGAAGAAUUAGAGGAAAUCCGAUUGUCAGCUCAAAAGAAAGUAAAAAGUUUAGAGGCACAGCUUGAGAAUGAACAUGAAGAGCGAACUCUCUUAGUUCGUGAAAAACACGAAUUGGAACGUCGUAUAACUGAUCUGCAAGACAGAACUAUCACACAUGUGGAUGAAGAUUAUGUUCAUAAAUUAAAAAAAGAACUCAAAAAAACUAAAGCCCUCCUCCGUGAUACUCAGACCAUGUUGGAAAAAGCCCAGUCCGAAGGCAGUCAUAAGCUGAUAUUGAGGCAGUUGAAGACACAACUUGAAGAUGCUGAAUUUGCUAAAACUGCAGCUCUUAAGGCUCGUCAGUGUGCUGAAUCAGAUUUAGCAGAUGUAUCUAGUCAGCUUGAUGAAGCAUUAAGGGCCAAGAAAGAAUCUGAGGACAAGUGUGCCCGAGUCAAUAAGGAAAAAGCUGAAAUCCAAACCCAGAUUGAGGAGAGUGAAGAAGAAUUAGCUGAAGUUAUGAAGAAAUACAAGGCCGUUGUAUCUCAGCUUUCAGUUGACCAAAUUACGUUAUCAGAACAGUCACAGCAGAUAGCAGAAUUGGAGCACAGUAAACAGGUACUUCAAGAAAGAAUGAUGGAGUUGAGCAGCAAAGUAGAAGUUUUAGAAGGAGAAACUGCUAACAUUCAUACACAGCGUCGCUUGGAAAUGAAAAUAAAGGAAAUUGAGUCUAAGUUAGAACUUGAGUUAACAACUAGGCAAAGGCUUGAGAGUCAAAUUGGCAGGUUGAAAGACCAGAUCGAGCGGCUCUCUGGUGAAUGUGAUGCAGCAAAAAUGAAAGAAUCCCAGGCUUUGGACCAAAGCAAGAGACUAACCCGGCAGUUGAGGGAUGCAAAGGAAGACCUUUCAAAUAUGCAACAGCGCUAUACUGAAGCAGUGAAUAAAAAGUCAGAGCUGGAAAAGCAGUUAGAACUUUCAGAUGCAGAAGUAGCCACACUGAAAAGUGACCUUAAAUUGGCUUUCAAAAGAAUUGAAGAUCUCCAGCAGGCUAUUCAAGGUGAUAUAUCUGACUCUGACUCAGAACUCUCUGACAGUGACAGCGACAGUGAUGGCAGCUUGAGCUCUUAUUUGACUGCAUCCUUGAAGCAUCAACGAUCAUCUUCUAAUUCAACUCUCCGCACUCCUCCCUCAGAAGUGCACCAGCUUGAAAGACUAGAACUUCCUAACUCGCCUUGCAGUGAAGCUAUGUCUGCAAUUAGUGAAGAUCUUGAUGACACCUCUAACAAGGAAUCUUUUGCGUGAUAGUUUGUACUUAGCAUAGCUGCGGGUUUGCUUUAAUAUUAAGAAAAGAUUUUAUUGUGUGGAGUAAAUAUUAUUAUUAUUAUUAUUAUUAUUAUUAUUAUUAUUAUUAUUAUUAAUUGAUGCUGUAAUUAUGCUACAUAUGAGAGCCGAUUUGAGAGUGAUCCAGUGAUUGAUGGUGAUUUUAUUGCCUGGAGAAUAGUUAAAGCUUUAAAUAAAUUGUAUAUAUGUACAGUAAUUGAAGUGUUUCAUCAAAGUGUCCUAUGAAUGGUGCUUAUAUGAAAAAAAAAAAGUCUUCAAAAUGUUUUAUUAGAUCUUUCUUUUAUAUAAUACAUUUAUAUGUACAGUAUACAGUGAAUGUACUGUAUUUGUCUUGCUAAACAGUGACAUUCCCAAUGUGUUCUUGACACUUUCCAGGACUCUAUUAGUGUAUUCCUUAUAUUCUGAAAAGCAGGUGACCUCGAGUUGGAAUUAACAUACCUGUUUAACUGUACUUACAGUGCUAUAUAUAUACUAUGUAUAAUGUUCUUAAUUUUUUUUGCAUGAUAAUUUAUCGUGAUAGUUUGACAAUAUUUACAAAUUGAAAGCAACUUGAGGCUAGGGUUUUGCAUAAUGUAAUACUAACAGUAAUCAGAAAGAAUUGUUGGUUUCAUAACUUUGGAAAGAUUUAAUUUGCAUAAUAGAUUGGUAUGUAUAUUUUCAAUAAAAUUUUUUCUUCACAUUUUAUAAACAUGCAUCACAGUCAUGAACAGCACGUUAUUGGAUCACCUGCUUUCCUUCAGGUAUUAUGUGUGUGUGUAUGUUACAAAUUCACAGUUCCUAUGUUCACAUUUCAGUCCUUGAUUUUGUUUUUCCAAUAACACCUUAUCUUUGGGAGGUAUUUAUAGUAGGAGAUUUAAAAUAUGCACGAGGAAUCUGAUUAAAUUUUUAUUAUUAUUUUAUUUUAUGAAGCAAAUGCUUGAAAAAUAGUUUGAUCUAAACAUUUGUCUUUCACCCAAGGAAAAGGGUAGUAUUCUAGGUAUUUGAAGGUUCUGGAACUUUCCAUUGAUUGAGUGUUAUUUUGUAACAUUUGGAAGCUCUUACAUGUACUUUGGAGAGGAUGAUUACCUCUGGGUGUUAUCUGUGGUAUGACAUAGAUUGCAUAUUGUCCAUAACAGUAUGUAAGAAUGCCAGUCAGUAAGGACACUGCAUCAUGUUGCCACAGUUACCUCUUAUUGUUUGCUUCCCAGAUCUUCUGCCAUGGAAGAGUGGAGAUAGCCCAACUUUUUUUCUCAUUAUGCCUUACCAGAGGUGAUGACUGUUGCUCAAAUUUUAACUUGAACUUUAAUAAGCUUGUGGAUGUACUAAGUUUUCUUUGUAAUCUUUUUGAAGAUACUUUUGCUUUAGCACUGUUAGCAUUUUGCAAGAAAAUUAUGCUUUUUUAUAUUAUUUAUAUUUAGAUAACAUAAUAAGCUUUUUAUACAGUAGCAUAUAAAUAAGAGAGUUAUUAGUAGAACAGUGCAUUCAUUUAGCCUACUUUUAGUGGAUUUCCACUUACAUUUAGUAAAUAUCAUCAUCCCUGGUGUGUUUCUAGGAACUGUUUUUUUGUAUCAAUUUUCAUCCAUUUGUGUUAUUUAUUUAUGUUUUGAUCUAAAUAUUCUGUAGAUUCUCUUCUCAUCAUUAGCUAACCUCAUCAAAGCUAUUCAUUUCCAGAUAUAUUCACAUGAAUCCUAAAAGAGGAUGGUUUGUAAUGAUUUGUACGAAUUUUACAUUAUAGAUAUGUACAGUUAAAAUAAGACUAACAAAAAUA
Macrobrachium nipponense is the source of this 8551-nucleotide messenger RNA. Its product is annotated as unconventional myosin-XVIIIa-like. The record is from RefSeq and is a predicted model, not a curated record. The transcript has 31 exons. Lineage: Eukaryota; Metazoa; Arthropoda; Malacostraca; Decapoda; Palaemonidae. Gene Ontology annotation, cellular component: myosin II complex; myosin filament; cytoplasm. Gene Ontology annotation, molecular function: cytoskeletal motor activity; ATP binding; actin filament binding. Gene Ontology annotation, biological process: actomyosin structure organization. Bases 229 to 6765 code for a protein of 2178 amino acids.